GCCAAUCUCACUUCAGGAUACAACCAACACACUCCGCGCUCUGCGCCUCACGACGUAUGUUUGUAAAACAACCUGAUCCCGAUUGUGUAAAUCCGUGUGAGAGGAGGUGAGGGGGCACCGCUGUACGUUUCUUGUUUUUUUUUUGCGCAACUAUUUGAAUUCAUCCAGCGUCACAGCUGUUACCUGGAGAAAACCAUGAUCCGCGAUUGUUCCUGCAUCUGGCGCGCGCUUUGGGUCGCUGUUAGUUCCGGACUGUUAAAGCGGCGCUGAAACCCGACCACCGCUGCUCUCUGUUUGUCUAACUUUGAUUUCUCGGUGGUCACUCAAGUCUUAAAACUCUCUCCUCUGUCCGGACUCAUGGCUCUGUGGACGAUGGACCUGAUCAGACUUUAUUUGCUCCAGCUGGCUGUAAUCGGAGUUCCCUGGCUGGUGUUGGCAGGGCAGUGGGACUGCCUGACUGCAGGCGAUUCAUGCUCCAGUGAUGAGGUGUGCAGUCCACGACUACGCACUCUGCGUCAGUGUGUGGCAGGUGGGGGGAGCGUGAAGCUGGGGCCAGGGGCCCGUAACCACUGCGAGAACGCUGUAACCGCUCUGCUAGCCAGUCCUUUACACCGCUGCCAGUGUAAACGUGGCAUGAAGAAGGAGAAGAACUGUCUCAGCAUCUACUGGAGCCUCAAGCAGUCUGUUAUACAUGGACUGAACCUUGUAGAGAGUUUUCCAUAUGAGCCUGUGGAGCGAGGGUUUGAUUAUGUUCGACUUGCUUCCAUCGCUGCAGAGUCUGACGCAGGUAUGGCGACGGUGAAUCACUGUCUGGAUGCGGCCAAAGCCUGCAAUGUGGAUGAUACGUGCCAGAAGCUGCGUACAGAGUAUGUGUCAGCCUGCAUCACCCCAACAGGGAAAGCAGGGUCUUGUAACCGUGCACGGUGCAACAAAGCUCUGAGGAAGUUCUUUGACCGUGUGCCACCUGACUACACACAUGAGUUGCUGUUCUGUCCGUGCUCAGACACAGCAUGUUCUGAGCGCAGACGCCAAACUAUUGUCCCUGUAUGCUCAUAUGAGGAAAGAGAAAAACCCAACUGUCUGGCUCAGCUCAGCGCCUGCGAGGAUGACCUUGUGUGCAAAUCUCGUUGGGCCCAGUUCAAGCAUGACUGCCAGCCCUCGGAGCACACUGCCAGCGGCUGCCAACAAGAGAACUAUGGAGCCUGCCUCAUUGCCUACACUGGUCUGAUAGGAACCACCAUCACCCCAAACUACUUGGAUAACUCCACGUCUAACGUGGGGCCGUGGUGUUCGUGUGCAGCCAGUGGGAAUCACAGGGAGCUGUGCUACGACUUCCUUAGCCAUUUCCAUGACAGCACCUGUCUAAAAAACGCAAUUCUUGCUUUUGGCAACGACACUGAUUACAAAUCAACAGCUAACCAGCCUGGAGCAGCUAAUCCAAAGACCAACACUCCCAAUCAUCAUCUGGCUACCAGCACCAUAACCACUACCACCAUCUCAGCUCAUGUGGAAAGCCAGCAGAACAUCUUCCAUCCUCAAAUACCCACCCAGAUGAACGAGAGAGACCGACUAUUGAUUGACUCUACCCUUCCAUUACCUGACGUGUAUGGCAGCAGCCCUGAAAGCACUGACCGGGCAGUGACAGCUUUCCUCACCCCCAUCCUCUUGCUGGCUCUUCAUUUCUAGACUCGAGCCAGCCAAUCACAGCUCAGCACAAUGAAGCUGGGUUGGGACAGUGUGUAAGGAUUUUCAUCAAACCCCUCUGGUGUGAAAACAGAUGAAUGAAUAUAAGAGCACAAAAGAGAGAACUAUCCAAAAAGGCUAAGUUUCCAGCCCACAAUGUAAAGUAGUGAUUUAUUUUAUGAGCACAGUUCUAUGACUGACACUUGAGACUGAACUGGAUUAAAGAUUGUGUGUAUAUGUGUGUAUGUAUGUAUGUAUGUCUAUGUAUAAAAACUUUCUAUGAAGGCCUGUGUUAAAAAAAGAGAGAGAGAAAAAGAAAAAAAAACACACUUUAAAGUGCAAAAAAAAUUGAAAUCAGUUUGUGGCUUAUUAUAUAGUCCCUAAUCAUUCUUAUUUUAAUACCUGUUUUUUUUCAGAUACAGUGAGUUUGAUACAACUGUAUUAAUGAAUCAGGUCAGGUCUGCAGCAUGCAUAAGGGACAAAGCACAGCGAUGGGUGUCUUGUUCGAGAGCUGUAAUCAUGCAUUAGUGUUUGUGAGGAUGAUGAUGAUGAUGAUGCCUCUUUACAGGAAGACACUUCAUCCUGAAGGAAUUGCAGGGAUGUCUAAAUAAUAUGAUGUACUUUAUUUUUGUAAUGUGUUGAAAAUAUUCAUAUCUCAUUGGUGACUCUCGUUACAGUCAUGAUUUUUGUCUUCAGUGAUCUCUGCAAAUUCCACACCUUUGCGUUAACCUGAGACUUAAUGAACUGUCAUGUGUUUGAACUUUUCAGUGAAUUAUCCGUGAGAAAUCACUUUUCUUUGCAACAAUCUCUUUAUAGAUCACACAUGCUUAAAUAUAAAUAUAACACAAAAGUUUACACUGAACUGCCAGUUUAUUCUAAAAACCCACCUCCCCAUCGUUACAUCAAUGAAACCUUUGACCAAGCUUUAUGUCAUGUGACUGUAAUGUAUAGUAUAAAUCAAUCAGACCAGCACCAGCUACAGUCAAGUUAUGCAUUGAGCAGAAUGCACAAAUGUGUGAUCAAUGGCAUUAUUGUUGUUGGUGGAGAGACAUAAAGAUAUCUUUCUAGUCCUGGGCUUCUUAAGCACAAGUGAUUUAUAGGAAAUCUCCAAGCGAUUAGAGAUCCUGUGGACAAAAACACAGUGCCGAUCAAAGGAGAAUGGUGCAGGCACACUCACAUGCCACAGCCAGAAGCCAACACUGGUGUGCGAUCUCCAACACAUCUACUUAACAGCUCCAAUUGUCUAAGAUCAGCAGCAGAGGGUAUAAAGGCACAGCUCAAGCCAAGACUGAAACACAUGGACUUGACAAAUGAAUCCAGGUUCCUUUUGCCUCACGAUGGACGAUCAGAUUGUGAACAUCAAGUUUCAACUGAGCUUCUUGCAUAGAGUGACUACACAGAUAAUGUUGAAGAAUGUACAAUUAAGAUCCUAAUACCACCUGAUCAGCACGGCAUUUGCAGAGCAACUCCACCCCUUUCACAGUUCCACACUCAGAAAGAUAUUUUCAGUAGGGUAAUAUCUCGGGUAACACGCUCAUGUUGUUCUUGAACGGCUCCAGGAAUAUGGGAGCAAAUUGUUCCUGCUUCAGUGGCCUACACAAUCCCCAGACCACAACGGCAAAACCGAGACGCCACACGCUACUAGGUACUUAAUAAUCUGGCAACAUGGUGGUAUUAAAGAGGGUUAAAAAAGCAGCAAGAGGAAGGCCUACAAGAAUUGGUCACACAACUAACAUAUUUAACAUGGAAGCAUCACUUCGAUCAGCUUUUGGAUGUCAUUAUCCACUUUUACACAAUGGAAAACCACAAGCGCUUAAAAGACUGAUACAAUAUUUAGCUGCAUGGACUCCAGGAGGCAGUGUCUGUGGAAAUCUAAUGACCAAUGCAAAAUGAAGCACAGUUCAACAAAGUGAAACCUUCUGUGUAUUUGAUAUGCAGGAACCUAUUAUUAUUUUAGUUUUUUUUUUUUUUUUGCUUGCUUGCUGCAAAAUCUAUUGACCAAUCAUCUUCACAGGACACGAAGAAGUACACGGUGAUGGCAAGUGGGCAGGGUUUGUUUAAAUCAACUGUAAUUUCUUGACGAAUAAAGCUGCCAUAUGAA
Messenger RNA from Clarias gariepinus (North African catfish), 3784 nucleotides. RefSeq names its product GDNF family receptor alpha 4a (gene gfra4a). Bases 358 to 1686 code for a protein of 442 amino acids. Gene Ontology annotation, cellular component: external side of plasma membrane; signaling receptor complex. The transcript has 8 exons. Gene Ontology annotation, biological process: nervous system development. Lineage: Eukaryota; Metazoa; Chordata; Actinopteri; Siluriformes; Clariidae. Gene Ontology annotation, molecular function: signaling receptor activity. The record is from RefSeq and is a predicted model, not a curated record.